GACCACAGUGUGCUUGCUAGCCCGCUGUUAGGUGCGUCCACUUUCAGAGGAUUUCUCAAGUAUGUUUUCUUUCUUUUUCAUCCGGAUCGUAUGUAAAAAUGGAAUCGUUUCGGUCUUGUGAAGUGCAGUUUAGAUAAUGCAGACCCGAAUGUACACAUCAGCUUCUGUUUGUGACAACUGUGCACGGGAUGUCAGAUUCUGAAGUAAGAACAGGCAAUAAAGAUGACUUCCUGCCACCUUUGGUACGACUAGAGAAAUGUUCACAGUCUAUUAGCUUCUUUGAUCGGAGGAUGGUGGGCCGCCUGGUGCUGGAAACGCUGCCAGCGGUGGCUGACGACCCUGCGGACGUGGCGAGCGUUAUGGCCAUCAUCGAGAAGGUCGCCACAGACUGUGCUGCACCUGUGCGGGCCGAGCUCAUGACACAGGUGCCACACAUUGCUAUGCUCUGCCAUGAAGAUAAAAACAGACUGCGCUCCCUUGUGUUGGACCACCUCUUACCAUUGGUUGUCAGGCACCUAGGUGACAAUGAUAGUCUGGUCCGCAAGAUGUCACAAGCCGCAUUGCUCUUGCUGGUGAAACAGGAUCUGGUGGGGCAAAGCGAAGUAGAGCAGAAAGUAUGCCCUAUGAUACUUAAGCUGACAGAGAUGGGUCACCCAGUGGAAUUCCACACUGGAGCUGUUGCGCUAAUGAGCAAGAUGGCACGACUGAUUGGCCGCAGUUCCACAGAGCGGUUGUUCCUGAGUCAUUUUGCUGCUGCAUGUAGUGAUCCAGUAUUCUAUGUUCGCAAAGCGUGUGCUGCUAACUUUGGUGAAUUUUGUGCCGUCAUUGGAACAGAAUCUACUGAAAGUGUCCUUCUUGCUCGGUUUUUGGACCUGUGUGGAGAUGAGAUAUGGGGAGUGCGCAAGGCAUGUGCAGAGGUUUUCAUGUCCGUGUCUUGUACAUGCACUUUACAGACAAGAAAAAAGAGUCUUGCACCUGUGUUUGCCAACUUGCUGGUUGACCAAUGUCGUUGGGUGCGCUUGUUUGCCUAUAAGACCCUGGGACCUUUUAUUUCAACAUUUGCAGAUCCCAGUAUCAUAAGAUUAUCCUAUAAUCAAAAUGGCAAGCUUGUGAUAUUGGGCCCUGAUGGUUUUGAAUACAGCCAGUUGGUACCCCUUGGUGUGUCUGGCGUUGAUUGUACCAAGUUUCUUCCGGAAUUCAAUUGUGGCCCAGGCACUUUAAACCCAAAUGACACUAAUUACAAUGUAAAUAGAGACAUGGGUGAGAUUUCAAGUCAUGCAGAUGAAAGCAGCGAAGAUACUGAAAUGUCUGUGAUAUAUGAUUAUUUUGGUGAUGAAGAGUCAAGUUGCUGUGAUGUAGAGAGCGGUGUGAAUUCUUUAGUGCAAUGCUCAACAGUAAAUAAAUGCAUAUCGGUUCCAAGUGCGUGUGAUGAGAGGACAGUGGGCACUGAUGCAUAUUCGGUGGUCGAUAACAUUUCUGAAGUUCGAGUAAGAGAUACUGUGGAAGGAGAGUGUGUUAAAGAGGAGAUUGCAGAGGUAAGAUGGGCUCCAGAAACAGGCUUAACAGUAGAAGAAGGAUGUCUGAGUGAUGAAAGCUCUAGUACCUCAGAAACAGGUUUAACAGUAGAAGAAGGAUGUCUGAGUGAUGAAAGCUCUAGUACUGGAGAACAGAAUACAAUAGGGAGUUCAGGACAGAUAGUAGAGACUGGCUCCAGCAACCCAAACCUGCAGCAGCUGUGUGUAAGUGAGUCGGAAGACCAGGCCCACAUCCAUGUAGAAAGCAGCACUUUAAACAGCGUAGAAGCUUUUAAUACAUUCCAGUAUUGGCGUGUUCCUAUACCAGAACUGGAGUUAGAUUUCACCUUGGCAGAAACAGACAAAUCUACUGCACAGAAUGUGAGAAAUAAUAUUGUGAAAGAAGCCUUGCGGCAGCUUGCAAAGUCUCGAUGGAAUGUCAACAAGGAUAGAGAUUCUGAGCUGGAGAAUCUGUCAACAAGGCGUGAAGAAUGUUCUCUUCAGUAUCCAGCAGAGGCGCCACACAAUGCACAGAUCUGUACUGCCAGUGUUGCCAUGGUGACUGAGACAGCUACUGUAUAUCACAGCCGGAACUACGAGUACAAGAGGUAUAAAUCUAGGUCAAGUUUUUCAGAGAUACCCUGGGAGGGGUUGCAGCGGCAGCAUUUGAAGCCCAUGGCGACAGUUCAACCCUUGUUACCGCAAGUGAAUCAGGAUAUUGUACCCCAGUGGCUGAUAGAUCACUUCGUGUCCAUGACACACCCUUCACAGGCUAAGAAGACUGACUAUGAAAUAGUACACUAUUGUGCCUUCAGUUUACCAGCUGUAGCUCUCACUCUGGGGCGAGACAACUGGGUUCUGCUCAAGGAUGCACAUGAGACAUUGGCUUCUCACAUGCAGUGGACGGUGCGGCUUACAGUAGCCUCCAGUAUUCAUGAGCUGGCUGUGAUCCUCGGUGAGGACUUGGCAACCAAGGACCUUGUUCCAGUGUUCAAUGGCUUUAUCAAGGACUUGGAUGAAGUUAGAAUAGGUGCCCUGAGACAUCUUGCUGAGUUUCUAAAGCUCCUACGGCCUCCAGAUCGAAAUGUAUACCUUCCUCGCCUAUCAGAAUUCUUGGUGACAGACAAUGAAUGGAACUGGAGGUUUCGUGAAGAAUUGGCAGACCAGUUGUUGGCUGCUGUGUCUCUCUUCACUCCAGAAGACACCAGGAAACAUCUGACUCCCAUUGCCAUCUCACUGUUGCUUGAUAAGGUGGCAGCUGUGCGGCAGGUUUCAUUGUGUCUCGUGACAGAACUCGUGAAGCAUGUGUCUGCAGAUCCACUUUUGCUACGAGGCCUAAUAGGAGAACUCGCAGAAUGGUUUGCUCAUAGUAAGCGAUGGAUCCAGCGCCAGACAUUCGCACUGCUUUGCUCCCAGCUUGUUACGAAGCGGAUCCUCCUGGAGGAAUUGUUCGCACGAGACAUCUUGCCACAUCUUCUGGAUCUCAGCUGGGAUCCUGUGCCCAAUGUACGGCUUUGUGUGGCUCGUACUCUUGCCACCAACAUAAUGGCUCAACAAUUCUUCUCUAGUGCAGAGAAUCCACACCAUGAGGUGCUAAUACAAGUGCUCAAGAGACUGCAGGGAGAUAAUGACAGGGAUGUUCGCUACUUUGCUUCACUGUUUCCUUCAAGUACUGGCAUUGAGGAUAGUUCCACAGCUGAAAAUUCAUGAAGAAACGAAGUAAUAGCCCAUUUGUUACCAAUAAUUCCUUACCUGUUCAAAAUACCUUGACUUCACUUGUUCCCUAUUGUACAAAUUAUGAUGCAAGCUGGGUAGUGAGUACAAUUCCUCUUGCACUUCAAGCUCAAGAUGUACACUAAGUAACAUGUGAAGUUAUUGUAUUUGUGGGAACAGCUAUAUAAGAAAUACUUUAAUACUUGUAUAAGUUUAAUGUAUAUGGUAUGUUUUAGUUCAUAAAGGAAUGAGUUUGUUAAUAAAUUAUUGUUAAAGUA
Messenger RNA from Cryptotermes secundus, 3505 nucleotides. Its product is annotated as serine/threonine-protein phosphatase 4 regulatory subunit 1. Gene Ontology annotation, molecular function: protein phosphatase regulator activity. The coding region runs from base 189 to 3224 and encodes 1011 amino acids. The transcript has 15 exons. Gene Ontology annotation, biological process: protein dephosphorylation. The record is from RefSeq and is a predicted model, not a curated record. NCBI's taxonomy places the organism in Eukaryota, Metazoa, Arthropoda, Insecta, Blattodea, Kalotermitidae.